Molecule: messenger RNA, 786 nt
Organism: Sporothrix schenckii 1099-18
Lineage: Eukaryota; Fungi; Ascomycota; Sordariomycetes; Ophiostomatales; Ophiostomataceae
Exons: 1
Coding region: 1-786 (261 amino acids)
Source: RefSeq, a predicted model, not a curated record
AUGUGUCUUGAAAUUCUCGCCGGGCUGGAUCUCGCGCUCAAGACCGCAAGCCAAACUGCACAAACGGUCGUCGCUUGUACGUCACUUGCCGCUGAACUCGUACGGAACAGUUUUCGUGAGGCUGUCGCGGCGGGGCUAUUUGGUAAUCCUACAACGUCCACCAAAUCCAUCUUCCGGCAAGUAACGGCACAGUCACCUGGUUCUGCGACGCCGAGCAUCGAUCGCAUGGCAUCUGCGACUCUCGCUCUCGACGCUGCCAUCGCUGCUGCAGAGAAUGGGUAUAGCAACCGUCAGUUUUGGAUAGAAGGCACAAGCUUUGCAAAUACCAAGUCCCUUUUAGAGCGCAUGGGCCGCUACCUCAAGGAAACGCGAGAUAUCGUCGGCAAACUUCACAAGACUUUGUGUGCCUCCACAACCGACCAGUGGUGGCAAGGGUCGGUGGAAGGCAACUUGUCUGCGGCGACUGCUGUGGAUCGGUUAGCCACAGCGACCGAGAUCGUGGCCGGUUGUGUUGCCAUAGCGAGCCGCACCAUGACCGACGCAGAGACCGCCUCAAAAUACGCAAUGCGCGGCAUUCGUGAUCAGUUGAUUGUUCUAGACCUUCGCGUGCCGGGUGGUCUCCCUGCCCUGAAGGACACAGCGCCAAUGGCGUACACCACUGCUAUUUCGUUACCUUUGAAGAAGUCGCAAGAGGCCAAGAAUCAUACCGCUGCGAUGUUGCACUUGGCAGCCAACGAGGCACUUAGGCUGGACACAACUAGUGCUCACAGUUCUAGCAAUCUUUAA